Adineta steineri is the source of this 1056-nucleotide messenger RNA. The record is from the annotation of a GenBank genome assembly. Lineage: Eukaryota; Metazoa; Rotifera; Eurotatoria; Adinetida; Adinetidae.
AUGUAUUCAGUUGCUUUUCUCAUUUUAUGUUUAUCAUUUCCUGUCAUCGUCCGCAGUGACUACAACUGUACAACUCCAAAUACACUUAUAACUUUCGAUGAUUUGCCUGAAGUAUCUGAUACAGCUUCGAUACCAAACAAUUAUUUCGAUUUAGUUUGGUCUAAUGUCGCUUACAUGUUUAUUCCCUAUUUCAACUCACAAAACGGUGAUCAUACAGCUCUUUCAAGUGAAUUAUAUGUCGCUUAUAAUAAUUAUGGAAAUCCCAUGACCAUUAGUUCUCCAGCAGCUUCUUAUGCUUUUAAUAUAAACUCAUUUAUUACAGUUGCUUUAUUUAGGAAUAAUUUGACUUUAUCAAUGCAUGGAAAACGAGAUGGAGUAACAAUUCAUCAACAAACAGUGAUACUCCAGACGAAUGUUUCUUCGUUCAUAGUAUUAAAUUGGACUUAUAUUGACACCAUUAGUUUCACUACUUCGGGCGGAAUUGUUAAUCCUAUGUUUUCUGCGCAAGAAAACGACACAACCUUUGCUAUAGAUAAUUUAUGCGUCGAUAUUCAACAGCCAUCGAAAAAUACGAUUUUUUUAUUUAGAAGUUCAUUUUAUACACCAACACUUUAUCCAAUUACAACCACUCCAUGGAUCAUAAUAAUCACAUCUGAUAGUGAUACUGAUGAAUACCGAUUGAAAACUCGACAACAGUUAAUAGAACCUUUAGAAAAUCAAGCUGUAACUAUUUGUCCAGAUUUAUGGUCAGAUAAAUUUCGUCAGAUUUCAUACUUAGACCAGCGUACACACUUCGUAACGGCACCUAAACCAUAUUCAACGACUAAAUGUGCUGCUCAUCAAUUCAACAAUGUUGAUAAAUCUAGUUGUUAUCAGACAAUUAGAAAAAAACGUAAAAAUAACAAAAUUAUUCCACUUCAAAUACUUGAAAUAAUAUCAUUUUCGGAUUUUGAAAAUGGUGCUGAAAAUAGUGAACAUAAUCAAAUUAAAAAUGAUGAAAAUAGUGGUAAGAAGAAUCAACUGGUUCGUGAUAAUAAGGAUGUUGAAUGUUCUUGA